Tachyglossus aculeatus (Australian echidna) is the source of this 1404-nucleotide messenger RNA. It is a transcript of the gene PRR5, whose product is annotated as proline rich 5. Gene Ontology annotation, biological process: TORC2 signaling. NCBI's taxonomy places the organism in Eukaryota, Metazoa, Chordata, Mammalia, Monotremata, Tachyglossidae. Gene Ontology annotation, cellular component: TORC2 complex. The record is from RefSeq and is a predicted model, not a curated record.
GCGGGACAUUGUGCGUUUCCCUUGCAGCGCGGACCGCCGCCGCCGCCGUGCAGGAGAGAGAUCUGUGUUUCUCAGCUCCAGCAACUGCUUCCAGGGACGCGGUAGCCAAGCCUGAGGCGGACAGCUCUAGAUUGGAAAGGUUAAAGUUCAUGAGUUCGGCAGGCGCCCGGGUGCCGGACCAGCGGGAGCAGCCCGCGGCGGAGGACUGGGACGGGGCCGCCACCACCGCCCGCGCUGGGCCACCCCACCGGGCUUUCUCCAACGUCACCUGGAACAGCAUCCAGCACGGGGUGAUUGCCGUGUUUCAGCGAAAAGGCCUCCCGGAGCACGGACUCUACAACCUCAACGAGGGUGUCAGGCAGUUACUGAAGACAGAGCUGGGGUCGUUUUUCACGGAGUACCUGCAGAACCAGCUGCUGACCAAGGGCAUGGUGAUCCUCAGAGACAAGGUCCACUUUUACGAAGGCCAGAAGCUGCUGGAUUCACUGGCGGAAACCUGGGAGUUUUUUUUCGGCCACGCCUUGCCGACGCUGCAGGCCAUUUUCUACCCAGUGCAGGGCAAGGAGCCCCCUCUGCGCCAGCGGGCCCUGCUGCACUUUCGGGACAUCAUCGCCCUCAACGUGCGGCUGGGCGACGCCCUGGCACGACCCCGCGCCCGAGUGCCCCCAGCUGUGGUCCAGAUGCUGCUAGUCCUCCAGGGAGUGCAUGAGUCCCAGGGUGUCACGGAGGAGUACCUGAAGCUGGAGACGCUGGUGCAGAAAGUAGUUUCCCCCUACCUGGGCACCUACGGACUCUACUCGAGUGACGGGCCCUUUACACACUCCUGCCUCCUGGAGAAUCGGUUCUCCCGCCGCCCCAAGCCCGGUGAGGCAUUGUCCAAGAGUGCCGUGAGCCGCUCUAAGAGCUACAACCACCCGCUGCUGAUGCCCGUCGUGGAGUUCGAGGCCGAGGGUCCGGUCCCCAGCUGCGUCCCGGCCGGCCGGAAGCGCUCCCUGUCUGAGAUGGCAUCCUGCCCAGAGCUCCAGGCCCUGCCUCGCCUGCCCCCGGCCCCGCCCGGCCCAGCCCCCGGCCCCGACCCCCCCCCAGGACCCGACCCCGGCCCUGGGCCCGGUCCGUCCUCCAGCCCCGAGCUCGCCGUGGAUCGCAUCCUGGAAUCCCUUGACUCGGAGGUGGAUGGGAUCUUCAUCGACUUCAGCCGGGGCCGGUCCGGCCCGGCAGAGGUCUGCCUGGAUGGGGGUCGGCAGAGCGUCGUGUGAAGGCGGCCCCGGCCGGACUCUAGUCCGCACCUGUGUGCACGCAGCUCGGCUGAUGCACGGAGACGCUGACGUGUGGAUGCACCGUGGGUUGGGGUGGGGGGAACAGCAGAGCACUGUGCUGGGCACCUGCUGUGGGCAGAGCACCAUA